AUGGAAUAUUCAGCCGACAAAUUUUCUACAUCACUAGAAUCUGAAGGUCCAUCGAUGGGCACAUGUCGUGUAAAGUUCUUUAUCGGAGACAUGGCUCUUAGGGUCUCACUAUUUGCAGCAACAGUCAUUGGAGUUGUUUUCAUGGUGACCAGCAAGCAGACAGAGCUUGUGGCCGUUCCAGGAGCUCCGGUGGGAGUGAAGAUUCCACUUACAGCAAAGUUUAAUCAAGAGCCGGCCUUUGUAUAUCUCGUGAUAGCUUUAUCGAUUGCUUGUUUAUACAGUAUCAUAAAUACAGUUGUGAUGUUUUUGAAGAUUUUCAAGCCUACGUUCUCAAAACUUUUUUUACUACAUUUUGCAUUGUUGGAAUUGUUGAUUUUUGGGGUGGCAGUUUCAGCAACAGGAGCUGCCGGUGCCGUGGGAUAUGUUGGAUGGAAGGGGGAUGGUUAUGUUGGAUGGUCAAAAGUAUGCCCUAUUUAUGACAAGUUUUGUGGUCAUGCAGUAAAAUCCAUCGCUAUGUCACUUCUUGCGGCCGUUAUUCUUGUUUUACUCAACAUACAAUCCAUAUUCUCUCUACACAAACAGGCUUAUGAUUAA
This is a messenger RNA of Mangifera indica (mango), 594 nucleotides long. RefSeq names its product CASP-like protein 1D1. The transcript is spliced from 3 exons. Lineage: Eukaryota; Viridiplantae; Streptophyta; Magnoliopsida; Sapindales; Anacardiaceae. The record is from RefSeq and is a predicted model, not a curated record. The coding region runs from base 1 to 594 and encodes 197 amino acids.